Guyanagaster necrorhizus is the source of this 306-nucleotide messenger RNA. RefSeq lists its product as uncharacterized. Gene Ontology annotation, biological process: regulation of transcription by RNA polymerase II. NCBI's taxonomy places the organism in Eukaryota, Fungi, Basidiomycota, Agaricomycetes, Agaricales, Physalacriaceae. The transcript is spliced from 2 exons. Gene Ontology annotation, molecular function: DNA-binding transcription factor activity, RNA polymerase II-specific; RNA polymerase II cis-regulatory region sequence-specific DNA binding. The record is from RefSeq and is a predicted model, not a curated record. The annotation marks the transcript as partial. Gene Ontology annotation, cellular component: PcG protein complex; chromatin; transcription regulator complex.
CUCCCAGUUCCUGUCCCCGUCCCGAACCUGACCAAAAAGUCGCGUGGACGCCGGGUGCCUACUGUAUCUUCUCUAGAGCAUUCACGGCGUGGGGAGGCUGCAGAAGCUGUCAAGGGUGCGAGGAUACAUAUGUGCAAGGUGGCAGGCUGCGGAAAGUGCUUCGCACGAGGCGAACACUUGAAGAGACAUAUUCGUAGCAUCCAUACUUAUGAGAAACCGCACAAGUGUCCCUACCCAGGCUGUGGCAAGGACUUUAGCCGCCACGAUAAUCUUGGUCAACACAUGCGGGUUCAUAAGGAUUAUCGG